Molecule: messenger RNA, 912 nt
Organism: Anolis sagrei ordinatus
Lineage: Eukaryota; Metazoa; Chordata; Lepidosauria; Squamata; Anolidae
Product: testis-specific serine/threonine-protein kinase 3
Biological process (GO): intracellular signal transduction; protein phosphorylation
Cellular component (GO): cytoplasm
Molecular function (GO): ATP binding; protein serine/threonine kinase activity
Source: RefSeq, a predicted model, not a curated record
AUGACCGCAGAGCAGGUUAAAGGCACGAUGGAGGAGUUCCUACUCUCCCAUGGUUACCAGGUGGGCAAGACCAUUGGAGAAGGGACCUAUUCGAAGGUCAAGGAAGCGUUUUCGAAGAAGCACCAACGCAAGGUGGCUGUGAAAAUUAUAGACAAAAGGGGAGGACCGGAAGAGUUUAUUGAGCGCUUCCUGCCCAGAGAGCUCCAGAUUGUCAAGCGCUUGGACCACAAGAACAUCAUCCGGGUGUAUGAGAUGCUGGAGUCGACAGAUGGGAAGAUCUACCUGGUGAUGGAGCUGGCAGAGGAUGGGGACGUGUUUGACUGUGUGCUGCAAGGGGGCCCGUUGCCAGAGGGCCGGGCUAAGGCCCUAUUCCUGCAGCUGGUGGAUGCCAUCCGCUACUGCCACAGCUGUGGGGUUGCGCACCGGGACCUGAAGUGUGAGAACGCCCUCUUGCAGGGCUUCGACCUGAAGCUGACUGACUUUGGCUUUGCCAAGCUGUUGCCCAAGAACCGGAAGGAGCUGAGCCAAACCUUCUGUGGGAGCACAGCCUACGCGGCCCCCGAGGUGCUGCAGGGGGUGCCCCACGACAGUCGCAAGGGGGACAUCUGGAGCAUGGGGGUGGUGCUUUAUGUCAUGCUCUGUGCCCACUUGCCCUUUGAUGACACUGACAUCCCCAAGAUGCUCUGCCACCAGCAGAAGGGGGUCUCUGUCCCGGGACACUUGGGGAUCUCCGAGGAGUGCCAGGACCUCCUCAAGAACCUGCUGGAGCCGGACAUGGUCCUCCGGCCCUCCAUCGAAGAGGUCAGCUGGCACCCGUGGCUGGCCAGCUCCUGAGGGCCGAGGGCCACGUCACCCCCACCCCAAACACACACACUCUCCCCCCCAAUAAAAGGGGACAGUCUGUUUCCAAAA